Molecule: messenger RNA, 1226 nt
Organism: Gamsiella multidivaricata
Lineage: Eukaryota; Fungi; Mortierellomycota; Mortierellomycetes; Mortierellales; Mortierellaceae
Exons: 3
Coding region: 239-1135 (298 amino acids)
Source: RefSeq, a predicted model, not a curated record
CAUCACUUCACAACGACGCGCGCAACGCCUCCUCUUUCUCCGUUCUCUCUCCUCCUCCAUCCCGUAAAGCCCCACGAAAGCAGCAUCACGCCAGCAACAGCAGUAGCAGUAAUAACAAUCGAAAGCAACGGCAGCAGGACGAGAUCAUCCAGGCAGUAAUCAUCUCUUUUUGCCCGUUUACCCAAUCCGCGGCUUGUCCAAGAUUCGCUGUACGCAUUGAAAGACAUCCGUAGUGGUCAUGCAGACAUCACAACAGCAACAUCAGCAACAGCAACAGCAGCAGUUCCAACAACAUAUGCAGCAGCAACAGCAACGGGCAUCAGCAAUGCAGGUAGCCGGAAGGAUGCCUAACGGCAGGCAUGGCUCCUUUGAAAUGGGCCAACCAAACCAAGGCUGGGGCUAUGGAUCAGGACCUAUGCCAGGAAUGAACCAAGGCCGCCCACCGAUGUCAGGCUUCCCUAGUGUGAUGCAAUCGUCUUUGCUUCAGCAACAACAGCAACAGCAGCAUCAGAACUCAUCAUCACAGCAAGCCCACCAACAUCCUAACCAUCAGCAGGAAAUUCUAGACAUGUCGGAUUUCCCAGCCCUUGGAAGUGCUAAUAGCGCUUCCUCUAAUCCUGGUCUUUCAGCAGCAAGUUAUGCUAGCACAGCAGGGACAUUGUCUAACACAGGAUCAUCGGCCCCUGGCACUGGUCUUUCGCAAGAAUUCAGCAUAGAGGAUGACUUUCCCGCGCUACCAGGAGCAAGGCCCAACUCUGCAGGAUCAGGUCGUCAUUUCGGUUCGAUGCAGCUGCAUCAACAACAACCGGCCCAUCAGAACUCGUCGCGAUCUCAACAAAGCCUUCAGCACCAUCCUUCUCAGCAGCAAGCACAGCAUAUGCUGCAGCAAUCGCAACUAGAUGGAAUGGGGGCGUUCUCUUCAAUGAUCAGCCCCUCCUCAGGUUCACAGCUACAGCAGUCGAUACAGCUUCAGCAGCAAUUGGCAAACGACUUGAUGUUUCAGCAGCAACAGCAGCAACUGUUGCACAUGAAUGGUACAUGUCGGAUCAUUGUUUGUUCUUUUCUGGAUCCGAGUCAUACAUGUUUGAUUCCUUACAGGUGCCUCGUCACUGACGAUUUGAUCGGCCAUCAUUAAUCUAGGCUCUCAUUCCCCUAUCAACGCCCAUCUCUCAAGUUCAUCUAGUGAAUUGGGCAAGGCGACAAAGGUAAUUGACCAGGCGUGGAGC